AUGUUAAGACGCAUGAUAGCCGAAACGUAUAAUACUAUACGCGCAUUCCAGAGCCCCCCAGUCAGUCAAACUAAACAUCAAAAGUUGAACAAGAGACAUCACCUUAGUUCACUGCCACGUCGUGAUUCCCAAUCAUGGCCGGCGACUCCCAACAAUCUGGAUCUAUACACCUUCUACAUGCCCCCAAAGAGGGCCUCAUCGAGCUUGAGUAGUUCUCACCUACCUUUGAAAUGCCUAUCAGUCUCAAAUACGCUGACCACCUUGACCAUAAGCAUCAUCGCUGUACAUGGCCUCAACGGACAUUACCUUCACACCUGGACUCACACGGACGCUCCGGCCAAGCCGGUUCGCCGUUGGAGUAGGUUACUACGGAAGGGUGCUACCAAAACCGACACAGACACAGUAUGGCUGCGUGACCUUUUGCCCGAAAAGUUGCCAAACGCUCGCAUCAUGACCUUUGAGUAUGAUUCAUCCAUCUUUGGCAACAGGUCAGCAUUCGGGAUAGAAGAGAAUGCCGCAAAACUUCUGGAAGAGUUGUGGAAUGUGCGGGAAGACGAAGCAGAAGGCCGCUCGAUUGUCUUUAUUGGGCAUAGUCUUGGUGGCAUUGUCAUCAAACAGGCCAUAUCCACAGCUAAUCAGAACCGACGGCGACUCUCACAACCCUGGUACGCUGACAUAGCGGACUGCACCAGAGGCAUAGUCUUCUUUGGAACCCCUCACCGAGGUGCUGACAAAACAAAGUGGCUCGGUCUUGUCUCACGCAUUGUGCAAACAGCCACCAACCAGCCCAAGUCGAGAUUCAUCAAUGUGCUCGAAACCCAUUCACCACAUCUACUUGAGUUCUCCGAGGACUUCAAGCCUUAUGUCAAUCAGUACGCCAUUGCCAGCUUUUACGAAGAGCAACCGCAUCGUCUCUUGGGCAGCCUGGUGGUGGAGAAAAUGUCGGCCGUCUUGUGGCUAGCACAUGAGGAGGCGGUCAUGAUGGGAGGUGAUCAUUCGAGCAUGUGCAAGUUUGGGAAGAACGACAAGAGGUUUGAUCUUGCCUGGCGGGCAAUUCGACGAGUGUCAAAGGGGAGGCCGGAUAACAAUAGUGCAGUCGUGAUGAUGAGCUAA
Messenger RNA from Podospora anserina S mat+, 1113 nucleotides. RefSeq lists its product as uncharacterized. NCBI's taxonomy places the organism in Eukaryota, Fungi, Ascomycota, Sordariomycetes, Sordariales, Podosporaceae. The record is from RefSeq and is a predicted model, not a curated record. Bases 1 to 1113 code for a protein of 370 amino acids. The transcript has 3 exons.